CCGCCCCUCCGGGUGGCCCUCCGGGUCUGUGACUGGUCGGCGUCGUGCCUGGGGGCACCGCCAUCCAGGCGGCGCGCGGCGGGGCGGGGCUCCCGGAAGCUGCCCAUCCCGCCAGCUUGCCGGCACCUCGGAGCCCGCGCUAGUGGACUGAGGACACCGGCGUGUCUUCCGCGCUCUCCCCGCCGGCCCGUCACCCCUGCCUCACGCCCGAUGGUGAGCAGUGUGUUGUGCCGCUGCGUGGCUUCCCCGCCGCCGGACGCCGCCGCCACCGCCUCGUCGUCCGCCUCAUCGCCGGCGUCCGUGGACCCUUGCGGCGGCGCCGUCUGCGGGGGCCCGGACCACCGGCUGCGCCUUUGGAGCCUUUUCCAGACUCUCGACGUCAACCGCGACGGCGGCCUGUGUGUCAACGACCUGGCCGUGGGACUUCGGCGCCUGGGACUGCACCGCACAGAGGGCGAGCUCCAGAAAAUUGUACAAGCUGGCGACAAAGACCUCGAUGGGCAGCUAGACUUUGAAGAGUUUGUCCAUUAUCUCCAAGAUCACGAGAAGAAACUGAGGCUGGUAUUCAAGAGUUUGGACAAGAAGAAUGAUGGACGGAUCGACGCGCAGGAGAUCAUGCAGUCCCUGCGGGACCUGGGAGUCAAGAUAUCUGAACAGCAGGCAGAAAAAAUCCUCAAGAGCAUGGACAAGAAUGGCACGAUGACCAUCGACUGGAACGAGUGGCGAGACUAUCACCUCCUGCAUCCCGUGGAAAACAUCCCUGAGAUCAUCCUGUACUGGAAGCAUUCCACGAUCUUUGACGUGGGUGAGAAUCUGACGGUCCCCGACGAGUUCACGGUGGAGGAGAGGCAGACGGGGAUGUGGUGGAGACACCUGGUGGCUGGCGGUGGGGCGGGGGCCGUAUCGAGAACCUGCACGGCCCCCCUGGACAGACUCAAAGUGCUCAUGCAGGUCCACGCCUCCCGCAGCAACAACAUGUGCAUCGUGGGUGGCUUCACCCAGAUGAUUCGAGAAGGAGGGGCCAAAUCACUCUGGCGCGGCAAUGGCAUCAACGUCCUCAAAAUUGCCCCCGAGUCGGCCAUCAAGUUCAUGGCCUAUGAACAGAUCAAGCGUCUCGUUGGGAGUGACCAAGAGACUCUGAGGAUUCACGAGAGGCUUGUGGCAGGGUCCUUGGCAGGGGCCAUUGCCCAGAGCAGCAUCUACCCGAUGGAGGUCCUGAAGACCCGGAUGGCCCUGCGCAAAACAGGCCAGUACUCGGGCAUGCUGGACUGCGCCAGGAAGAUCCUGGCCAGAGAGGGCAUGGCCGCCUUCUACAAAGGCUACAUUCCCAACAUGCUGGGGAUCAUCCCCUACGCUGGGAUAGACCUGGCUGUCUACGAGACACUCAAGAAUGCCUGGCUGCAGCGCUAUGCAGUGAACAGCGCAGACCCCGGCGUGUUUGUGCUCCUGGCCUGUGGCACCAUGUCCAGCACCUGUGGCCAGCUGGCCAGCUACCCACUGGCCCUGGUCAGGACCCGGAUGCAGGCCCAAGCCUCCAUUGAGGGCGCUCCGGAGGUGACCAUGAGCAGCCUCUUCAAACAGAUCCUGCGGACCGAGGGGGCCUUCGGCCUGUACCGGGGGCUGGCCCCCAACUUCAUGAAGGUGAUUCCGGCCGUGAGCAUCAGCUAUGUGGUGUACGAGAACCUGAAGAUCACCCUGGGUGUGCAGUCGCGGUGACGGGAGGGAGGCCAGCCCGCCCGCGGACUCGCUGAUCCUGGGCCUGCAGCCCCGGGAUGUGUAGCCAUCUCAUUCUGUGAAUGUGCCAACACUAAGCUGACUUAAGCCAAGCUGUGAAAACCCUGGGAUGCACCUGCAGGGGUGGGGGCAGAGCCGGCAGGCCCACUGGGUCUGUCCUGCUGACCCUGGCUGACCCUCGUGUCCAUUCCAGGGAAGACCUGUGGGUGUUCCUCAGGGUCCAGGGCUCAGCAGGACACAGGCUCGCGUGCGUGGGGACAGGACAUUUCCUGUGCUGCCUGCCGAAUAGCUGGGCUGGGAGGCUGGCUUAGUUCUUCCAUCGCGUCCUCGCAGCCAGACCAUUGGCGCGGGGUGCCUUUGGGCCUGCUGAGCGUCCUCCCCGGGCCCACCUUGCUUCCUUCCUUGCUGCUGUUUUAAAUGGUAGGAGGAGGGCCCGCAGCCCACUCCCCCUGCCACGCUGCUCCUCUCCGCCCAGUCCGUGGGGAAGGGUAGUUCUACCUGACCUCAGCCCGACUUCCCAACCGGCAGCGCAGCCACUGGCAGGGAAGAGGGAGGAGUCUGGCUUCUGAGCUGCCCCGCAGACGGGCACCUGGAUGCCCGUGUGCAUGAUGAGGGCAAGGCUGCCUGGCGUCCUGGCGCAUGGCUUCAUGGGUCCUGGAACCCAGAGGGCCUCUGCUCCCUGCUGCUGGGGGGCUCAUGGGGCUCUGAGCUGGCCCUGGCCUCUGUCAGGACUGGCACCAGCUCAGAACCAACUCCCUCUCCCUCCCCGCUGGCAUGAGGGCAGUGGGCGUUGUGUUGAAGCAGGAAGGGCAGUUUCUGCCCUGAGUCUGCACGCCCUGGUGAGAGGAGGAAAAGGUGUUCAAGGCCUUAAUUAUGUAUUGUUGGAAAAAGGGUUUUGUUCAGAAAAACAAGCUGGACAAAUGUACAAGUUCUGUUCUUCCAGGGGGAAGACAAAGAGAGCCAAUGGCUUGGCUGACCGCGUUAAAGUCUGUUUCUGAUGCCCCGGGGAUUCGUGUCCAAUCCCAACUGGGGCAAAGUGGGACCAGCCUCACAUUCCACUGAUGCAACGUAUCACACUGCUUGGAGCCUAUUUAUUUUGUAUUUAUUUGAACAGAGUUAUGUCCUAACUAUUUUUAUAGAUUUGUUUAAUUAAUAGCCUGUCAUUUUCAAGUUCAUUUUUUAUUCAUAUUUAUGUUCCUGGUUGACUGCACCUUCCCAACACCUGUGAGGUGGGAUGGGAAGAGGAAGGAGGGGGCCGUGGGAGUGACCCUUCUCGCUGCUGCACCAUGUCUGUCCAAAGAAAUUCCUUUCGGAACUGGUGACAGAAGAAAGGCAAGAAGGCAGAAGGGCUCUGAUCACGGAGAGACAGUCCUUUGGCAGGUCAGGGCGGGGCCAGCACCUAGGAAUAGGAAGCCUUAGGAUCUGAGGGUUUGAUCAGGGGGCAGGAAGAGGGGGGGAAAUCUCAACCCUGUUGAAGAUGGAAGUCCAAAUCAUUUCUUGGACUGGGAGGGAUUUCUUUAUUCACCCUUUUUGAAAGACAAGGCAGUGAGGUGCCUAUCACUGUGAGUUUGGGGUGGGGGCCAGAGGAGAGGGCGGCCGGCUCCCCACCUGUACCUGUGAAGCGGGCUCCCUCUGUCCUGGGCCCCCCGCUACCCCUGCUCAGUAAUGCUGGUCAACGUGCAACGGCACAGCCACACUUCCAUUCACCGGAACGGCCUGAUGGGGACAAUUUAAAUAGGAUGCAAAGAUCAAUGCAAGAUUUAUUGUUAUAUAUAAAUAGUUAUAACUGGAAUUGGUGACAAAGCAAAUUAAGAAAGAAUUGGAAGUUGUCAUUUAAAACAGCCUUCUAAUAAAGUUGUUUCAGAGCUGA
Messenger RNA from Eubalaena glacialis (North Atlantic right whale), 3604 nucleotides. RefSeq names its product solute carrier family 25 member 25 (gene SLC25A25). The coding region runs from base 211 to 1716 and encodes 501 amino acids. The transcript is spliced from 10 exons. The record is from RefSeq and is a predicted model, not a curated record. Gene Ontology annotation, cellular component: mitochondrial inner membrane. Gene Ontology annotation, molecular function: calcium ion binding; ATP transmembrane transporter activity. NCBI's taxonomy places the organism in Eukaryota, Metazoa, Chordata, Mammalia, Artiodactyla, Balaenidae. Gene Ontology annotation, biological process: transmembrane transport.